GAUACGAUCCUCAUGUGCAUUCCCGAUUCAAAGGAUGACGGCAUGUACGCCCUUGCUGUGAUCGACUGGCUGGUUGCCCAGCACAACCAGCUCGUGCAGAUCGUCGCAGGAACGCUGGGCUACCCAGCAAGGAAGGUGUCAUCCAGAUUACUGGCGCAGCAUGACGUCAUCAAGUACAGCAAGCAUGAGCUCAUGCGCUACCUGACCAGCCGAUGUGCCACUUGGGGCGUCGGCGGCAAGUUGAACUUAGACCUCAAGCAGAUGGAGUCCCACCUCCGGCGGGAGCUGAGUAGGCCUGAGGUCACGAUCGAGAUGCGAGGCUUCCAGUGGCUCGGAGAGUCCUUCUCUGCCGGCGGCGAGCUUCGAUCGGUCAUCAAGCAGCGAGACCUCCUUCCAGACAACAUCGACCGGCUAAAGUCAGAGAUCCCAUCUCCAGCCAUUGCCAAUACUUGCUUGCAGAAGGUAGAGAUGGCGAUCGCGUUUAUCCUGAAGUCCGGUAGCAGUCUUGGAACCGAGAAGUCAGGAGAGAUGCUCCUCGCAGACUACAUGCGGUCCGUCCUAGCAGAGAGUCCGGAGUCCUUUAUGGGAACCGGAGCCUGCGCCGAUGUGCGCCUCUGGCACGUAGACUCCUACGUUCGCAUCCUGAAGCAGGUCGUGAACAAGGAUCCUUUGGACAGCAUCGAUCCUAAGUACAAGGAAGAUCUACCAAAGGAGCUCGAGCAGAAGCUCGUGGCAGUCAAAGACGAGCUGCCAGACCAACUCGUAGAUCUGAUGGGUUCGUUUGGUGAGACGCGGUUGACAGAGACCUACAUCAAUAGCGAAACUGAGAUCAUGUCCAUCCUCCAGUCGAUCAGAGACUACACAAGUAUAGAGAUUGAUGAUGAGACCUUCGAGGCGAUUGAAACGAAUUUCCCCGCCGACCUCAAAAUGCGGCAUUGGGCUGCUGCAUACAAGCUCCUCCGUUCAUAG
Molecule: messenger RNA, 969 nt
Organism: Symbiodinium sp. CCMP2456
Lineage: Eukaryota; Dinophyceae; Suessiales; Symbiodiniaceae
Source: the annotation of a GenBank genome assembly